AUACUGCAUGCAUGCAGUGUACGGUUAAAUGCAAAUUACCAGCUGAUGUGUGAUUACGACAGAAUGAGGUGCUGAAUGGCGAUUAAAGUAACUUGUCCGCCGUUUUCCUCCAAUUUGAUCAGUACAACGCUCUCAGACUGGCUAAACAUGAAUUUCAUUGAAAGGAACAUUAAAGGAAAACAACGAAUUUUGUCGUAGUUAGUAAAUAGUCGUACAAAACCCGGCGAAAAUGCAUUUCUCGCUUCCAACAUCGAGAAUUGUUGUGGUUGUGCCUGCAGCUGCCAUUUGUAUUGUGUGUGUGCUAAUUGAAACGUGUACCGCAGCGAGAUCACACGUUUACACAAUACCAUUGAGGAAAGGGAAGGAAACUAGUUUUGCUGAAACUGUUGGAGAGCCAGUACGAACUAACCAAGUAAAUGUGUCGGUGGAGGAGCAGAAAAAUAACAUUCGAGGAAGACCCGGAUUAGGAUACUACAUCGAAGUAGAUAUAGGAACACCACCUCAAAAACUGAAUGUACUAAUUGAUACCGGUAGCAGUAACUUUGCUGUAGCAGCUUCAUCCCACAAUGCAAUAUCAACGUAUUAUAGAAGAAACGAAUCAUCGACGUACGAAGAUCAGGGUACCUACGUGAAGGUGCCCUACACUCAGGGUGAAUGGAGCGGGGAUCUAGGGCAGGAUCUGGUCCAGAUAGCAUCGUUAGGGAACCAGAGCUUUCAAGCAAACAUCGCUGCUAUCACAGAAUCUAAGAUGUUCUUCCUCAACGACUCAAGGUGGCAAGGUAUUCUGGGAUUGGGGUAUGCAGAGAUUGCAAGGCCUGACAGCUCUGUGGAGCCGUUCUUUGAUUCUCUCACCAGUCAAACCUCAAUACAAGACAUCUUUGCUCUACAGAUGUGUGGAGCCCUAGCCUCAACAAAUGAUACCAAUCUUGGGAGCUCGGCCGAUGGGCCUGUAGAGGAAGUGAUAGGGAGCAUGAAUAUAGGUGGAUUAGAUGCCUCGUUGUACCAUGGAACAAUGCAGUACGCACCGCUCAGAGAUGAAUGGUUUUAUGAAGUCAUCAUGACUGAUAUCAGAGUGGGCAACGAUAGUCUUGGUCUAGACUGUAAAGAGUACAACUUUGACAAGACUAUAGUGGAUAGUGGUACCACAAACCUCAGGCUUCCAGUGAGAGUGUUUGAAGCGAUAACGAAUGCGAUCAAAGCUCACACAACAAAGCACAUGCCCGAUGUCCCAAGUGAGUUCUGGACGGGGAUGAAUCUCAUGUGCCCCACCGACAGCACCUCGCCUUACGAGCCUUAUCAUUGGUUCCCUACAUUGACCCUUGACCUUCAGUCAACCAAUCAGGGACAAGCAUUCUCAUUGGUCGUCUCUCCGCAGCAAUACUUGAGACGUGACUAUGACCAUGAGGAUAAGAAGAAUUGCUUCAAGUUUGCCAUUGCCCCUUCAACUAACCAUGCUGGUGCAGUUAUAGGAGCUGUAAUAAUGGAGGGCUUCUACGUCGUGUUUGACAGAGAGAAUAAACGGGUCGGCUUUGCCAGGUCAACAUGCCCAGGUGCUUGUGAAAAGACAGGAACAUGUGUCGGGAAUUCCCCUCUCAUUACAGAAGCUUUCAACAUUGAUUUUGAUGCUUCAGACUGCGGCUAUGACCGAUCAACAUCCUACGACCCCGCCCUGACCAUCACAGCCUACGUCCUAGCGGCUAUCUGCCUGGUCUGCCUCAUCCCCGUCAUCGUCUUCGCUCUCACCCACCAGAUCAACAAGAGGUGUAAAGGUCGUAGAGGCCGCGGUGUCGUGAACCAUCACAGGUUAGAUCAGGAAGGUCUUGCAGAGAACGAACCUAACUCGGAUCCUUGAGAGCCAAGUCUUUCUUUUUUUAAUAAUUUUUAUGUGAAUCUUGUCCUCAGUUCUACCAUGGCCUUCAUUUUUGUUCUCCUCUUUUGACGUUGCAUUUCCCCUUGUCCUUGUUUGUGCCCCAUGUCUUUGAGAACUCAAUUAUUUUAUAUUUCAUCUUUAAGGGAAAGUCAACUCUGAUAAAAAGUUGGCUCUUGAUAUAAGCAGAAAAUGAGAAAUAGAUCAGGGAAGGGUUGAAUGAAAUGUGGUCAAAGAUAAGAAUGGAUUAAGAAAGAUUUUAAUCGAGGUAUAAAAUACCUGCUGCCAACGAGAACCGCAUGAUUAGGUUAUUAAGCCUGCAGGAAUUUUGAGAAUUCAGUAGUUUAUCACACCUAUAUUGCCAAAUGUAUGACUUCACUCAUGAUCAGGGGGGUGUUUCACACAGAUCCUAAGUUGGACUUAACAGUUAUGGAAAGCCAAUAGCAUCCUUGAAAAUAUUUUGUAAAAGUAAUUGCAAAAGGCAUAACAUGUUGAUGCAAAUCAUUCAUAUUUUCUAUUAACAUGGGAGAUUUCAUGUUCUUGAUGUGAAAUUUAUGAAAAGUCAUUUCUUUCUUUUUUUUCUCUUUUUUUUAACUUUUGAAUAUAUUUCAAAAUAAGGCUACAAAUGGCUCUCCAUAAUAUUUAAGUCUAACUUAGAGUUAAGUUUGACUUUGAAUCUUUGUGAAACACCCCCCUGGUCUCUAUUUGCUUCAAACUGAGAUUUAGCAGCAAAGGUGUGAAAGAUGGGGAAUAUCAGAUAGAGUGUAAUAGCUAUUUGAAUCCAUACAAAGAGUAUAUCUUUGCAAACUUCAUUAAAAAGUGCAAUAUAGGCCUAUAGUUAAGCGAACAAAAAGAAAACAUUGGAAAUACAAGUAGUUAUUGGUAGGAAAUAUGCUAUUUCAAGGACUCUGACCUGCAGAGUAAGUCUUUUUAGAAAACUAUGUUAUCUGCUUUUGUUAGGCGCAAAUGACUGUAACUGUUAUAAAAAAAAGCCAGCUUAGUGCAGACAUUAAUAAUUUGCUUUGUCCAAAUUUCACUUUGUUUUGACAAUGAAACAUCAAUUUACUCACAUAAAAGAGAACAACAAUUUUCAGAAUACAACCCUAUAUAAAUUAUCCCAAGUCGACAAUAUUAAAUGUCAUCAUUUGGGUAACAACCAUAAAAUUCUUUGUUUUUAAAUAUAAUAUAUAAAGAUUAUAACCCUAUAUUUAAGAGGCUGAAUUGUACGACUUGACUUGCCAAAAUAUAUAUAUUUGUUUUCAAUGCGGAGUUUAAUAAGGAUAGUAUAUAAUGAAUUCAUUCGUAUAAUAUCAUAAUGAAAGUUCCUAAAUAGUUUGUAAUUUGAUUAUUCAAGAUAUUUGAAUUUAUAUGUGUUUUAACAUUUAUGUAGUUUCCUAAUGACAGGGCCACAUUGCUUACACGAUGUAGAUAAAGACCUGUCUAGAAAGACCUGUCUAUAAAGACCACCUCUCUACAGAGGUCACCUCUCUAUAAAGACCACCUGUUUAUAGUGGCCAAUCGUCCUGUCUCCCUUGAGAAAGAAAUGUGUGUUGUAGAAAAUGUGUAGAAAGGCCACCUGUCUACAGAGGCCACUUUUUUCUGUUUCUCUUGGGUGGCCUUUGUAGACAGGUUUGACUGUACUUCAGAAUAUCAUAAUUGAGUCUUAAAGAUAAAGUUGAGUUCUGGUCAUACGAUUGAAUUGUGAAGGAAUCGAUCAGAAAAAGUUAAUCAUCUAGCAUAUACAUGUACGUAUUGGUGUGUACUGCAAGGUUCUGGAAUCAUCAAAAUGAUAAGAAAUUUGGCCCAGUCUUGGUAAAGUUACAAGCACUGUACACAGAAAGAUGUAUAUGGGACUACGCGAACAUGUGGCAUAAAAUUCUGUCCCAAUUUUUAUGUACCAUAUUUAGAAUAUUAUGGCACUUGAAGAGCCAUGCUUUUUAGGGAACAUUUUUUAUCUGAUGUUCUUCCACACUUGCAUAAUACAUUGAUAACGCUUGUCACCUCUUCCCAGAACUCAACCUUCUCUUUAAGAUACCUGUAUAGCCUAGUGUACUCAAGAGAAUGUAUGUUUUUUUCUUCCAUUUCAGCUGUAGAUUAAAUCAGGGAAAAUGCAGGGAAAUAAUUACUUUAAGAUUGUAGCAUGAUAUGUAGGCCUAUACUAUAUACAUACCUGUGCAACCUAUGUAUCAGACUCAGUAUUUUGUAACACUUGGUAUUUUUUCUAUUGUUUAGUAUUUUCAAUUUUCAAUAGAAAGGUUUGUUUUUGUUUUUCGUCUCUUGUUUUGUUUCUUCUGUUUCAUGUUUUCAAGCUGCAAAAUUGUGUUAUCCUCUGAGUGAUAUUAUAACAUGCACCAGAUACAGGGGAUUUCUUUCAUGAGGCAAUAGGUUUAACAAGUAUUAGCAAUUUGUGUUAAUCUAUGUACAGGAAACGACUUAAUUAUUCAUACCCCUGUAAAUUUGAUGUUUUUUGCGUUUUUCGGAACUCAAUAAUGAAAGGUGGACUGGUUGAAUCAGGGCCUGUGUUUGAAUACUUUUAGAUGUAAGCUUUCAUAUGUUUCAUUCUCCAGAAUCGUAAAUCGGGACAGAUCACUUUUGCACAUAUUUCAAUAAUUACAAAAUCUGGUAAGGGCAUGAAUAAUUUAAUUGUUACUGUACAUGUAAAAUGGUAUAUUUGGACAAGUCCGAGCUAUUUUUUUUCUACCGUCCACAUCUCAUACUUCUGUACAUCUCAUGCCUGUAUCAAGGUCAUAGCUCUCCUAGAGCUGGAACGAGACAAAACAUCAAAUAAAAUGAUAUUCUUUGCCAAUUUCUGUUCCCAAUUCCAUAAUUCAAUUCAAUGAAACUACAUAUGGAACAUGCUACACAUUAGACUUAUCCAGUUAAACCUGUUUGAUUUGAUUUUCCUUUAAUAUGUAUCAUUGUUUUUAUCAAAAGAAUUUAAGAUGGAGGAGAAAAGAUUAUGUGAACAUAUAUUUUUAUUUGUUUUCUUUUGCCUUAAUUCAUUUGUUUCAGUCUUCUGCCAAAGUUAGAUGAAAAUAUUUAUAGAUUUGUCAUUUAUUGUAAUAUGUUGUAGCUAUUUAUAGCAAGAUGGAUAUUAUGUGUAUAUUUGGAUCAAUGGUAUUUGUACUACAUGCAGUUCUGGGUCAAUGCUCAAUCAAUGUGUUCAAGGAAUGUACUGCAUUUAAAUAAAUUUUGUAGAUUAUUUGCUGAUAAAUAUAUUGUCCAUUUUGUUCAUUUGUUCAGUUUAGUUUGUAGAGAAAAGAAUCUCACAAAAUCAACAAAUAGAAACAAUAUA
Molecule: messenger RNA, 5162 nt
Organism: Strongylocentrotus purpuratus (purple sea urchin)
Lineage: Eukaryota; Metazoa; Echinodermata; Echinoidea; Camarodonta; Strongylocentrotidae
Gene: bace1
Product: beta-secretase 1-like
Biological process (GO): amyloid-beta metabolic process; membrane protein ectodomain proteolysis
Cellular component (GO): trans-Golgi network; endosome; membrane
Molecular function (GO): aspartic-type endopeptidase activity
Source: RefSeq, marked provisional